AUGGAUUUAGAUGAACUGUCAUUAUCACCGUUGGAAAGGUCCGAGAAGCAAGUCAUCCCGUCGCUUUUUCUACAACUCCCCUCAGAAGGAGCUCUCAAAUCUGUGCCCACUGCUCACCGUACUUUCUUCUGGGAGAUACGGCGAUCGAACGAUUGCGGUGACUGGAUCCGUUGCUGUUUCAAAGAUGCCAUCCACCCACCGGAAAUUGCUUUUGGGACUCGAUGCUGGGGACGCGUCGCAUUUAUGAUACAGCAUACACCAAUUUUGAAUGAUAUCGAGCAAAAUUUCGCCUGUUUUGGCCAGAGAAAUGGGCUAAAUAUAAGCCUACGACUACCUAUGGUGGUCUCCUGGCCAAUGUGA
Messenger RNA from Penicillium soppii, 360 nucleotides. RefSeq lists its product as uncharacterized. Lineage: Eukaryota; Fungi; Ascomycota; Eurotiomycetes; Eurotiales; Aspergillaceae. The coding region runs from base 1 to 360 and encodes 119 amino acids. The record is from RefSeq and is a predicted model, not a curated record. The transcript has 2 exons.